Phialemonium atrogriseum is the source of this 1011-nucleotide messenger RNA. RefSeq lists its product as uncharacterized. The coding region runs from base 1 to 1011 and encodes 336 amino acids. The record is from RefSeq and is a predicted model, not a curated record. The transcript has 5 exons. Lineage: Eukaryota; Fungi; Ascomycota; Sordariomycetes; Cephalothecales; Cephalothecaceae.
AUGCCUGUCCUAAUCGAUUGCAACGGCGCGAGCAGCUCGGAACCAGAAAGAGCACUACCAGCAACCUCUCUUUCUCUGCAUGACUUGCUUCGGCUCUACUGUCGCGAGCGUUUGUUUGUACCGCAUCAACCAAGUCACAGCCCAUCGCAGCAGCUCGUCUCCGAUCCAAGCCUCCCACCAUCAGGUGAAAGCAGUCGUGACACCGAACAGGACGAACCCUGGACGGCAGUUGCGGCGUAUUACUUGACGGGCAUAGCCAAUUGGAAUCGCAAAUAUGGGCGACGAAAUGCCAUACCUGCGCUGUUGGACUUCGAGCCUCUUAAGUAUGAUCACUCCAGGAGAUAUCUUUACUUCGGUUUCGGCAGCCAACGCAUCGAGAUCCCUUGCGUCGUGUUUGGCAGUUGUCUUCGCAGUCCCCUCGAAGGAACCAAGCUCCAACCCAAUGCAGCAGCAAGCGCGGAGGCCCGAUUCCCAUUUGUCGUGUGGCUAGAUCACGGUCACCAUAUCAGCAAGCAGCGCAAGCGACGCUUCAAGAACCCCAAACGUUGGAACCCGCCCGUGGCUCUCCUUCACCGCAUCCGCCUCAGCCGCAUCACGCCGACCGAUUAUUCCCGCGACCCAUACAUCGCUGCUGUUCUGAUUGCGCUGGCUCAGACACAGAGACAGUGGAUCUCUCAGCACGGAGAUGGACAUGCUGAUAUCGCGCGCGGCGUCUUUACGGCCAGACUCCUCCUAAGCGACAAACAAGACAAGGAAACAGUGCACCUCUACACAGCCGAUAUCUCAGCUUCGUUCCUCGACAAGCUCGCCCAGCCGUCCGAGACGCCCGCCGCCGCCGCCCCGACGUCGCUGGACAUGGUAUGGGAGGCCGUGCGCCUCGCGCCGGCGCCGUCGCUGCGGGACCGGGUCUUCGCGCUCCUGUUCCUGGAGGGCGAGAAGGGGCAGCGGCUGGGCGACGAGAAACGUGGUGGUGUGGAUGUCGCUGGUCGCGAUGUUUUGGUCGAGGGCUAA